Molecule: messenger RNA, 1293 nt
Organism: Rotaria sp. Silwood1
Lineage: Eukaryota; Metazoa; Rotifera; Eurotatoria; Philodinida; Philodinidae
Source: the annotation of a GenBank genome assembly
AUGAAAAGUCAUCGUGUGGUUAAACACGAAUUGGAAGGUACUGCAAAAAUGUGGACCAGUGUAGCGGGAACAGGUUGUCCUGGACCUGUACCAAAUGCGCUGGAUCAUCCGCAUGGGAUCUAUGUUGAUAUCGAUUUCAGUUUAUACGUAGCAGACACUUAUAAUAACAGAAUCCAACGUUUUGCAUUCGAUAAAUCGGAUGGAAGCACAGUAGCUGGUUUUGGCUCAUCAAUACAUUUUUUACUGAACAGACCGACUGGCAUUGUACUUGAUGCUGACAACUAUCUCUUCAUCGUAGAUAGUCAUAACCAUCGUAUUGUCAGAUCGACACAAGAUGGAUUUCGUUGCAUUGCUGGAAGUUCAUCGACACCUGGAUCAAAUCCCAGUCAACUGCGUUAUCCAUAUUCAUUGGCAUUCGACACAAGUGGUAAUAUACUUGUGACUGAUAUGCAAAACCGACGAAUACAACUAUUCAGAUUGACUAGUAAUCCACGUGUCAUUCGUGAUAUUCCAGUGAAUGCACAAUGGGUACAGAAUGGUGUUACUGUUGCUGGAGGGAAGAUAGGUGAUAUAAAUAGACAAGUAGUAGCUGGUGGUCGUGGUCAAGGAAAUCGAUUGGAUCAAUUGCCCAAUCCAACUGACAUGCUGAUUGACAAAGAGACUAAUAGUCUUAUUAUCUGCUCAACAAUGCGAGUUGUACGAUGGUCUCGUCAAAGUGGCACCACUCAAGGAGAAAUCCUCAUUGAUAACGUCACUUGUCAUGGAUUGAGCAUGGAUGAUCAGAGAUGUCUGUACGUCUCUGACGUCGAAAAACAUGAAGUGCGACGAUAUCGAAUGGGAGAUAAUGUUGGAACUCUCGUAGCUGGUGGCCAUGGAGCAGGUGAUGGUCUCAAUCAACUCAACUGGCCAAGAUACAUCUUUGUCGAUCAACAACAGGCUGUUUACGUGUGCGACUGGAGCAAUAAUCGUGUGAUGAAAUGGAAUAAAGGUGCAACAGAAGGAAUUGUCAUCGCUGGAGGUCAAGGUCGAGGGAGUGCUUUGACACAAUUGGAUGUUCCUAAUGGCAUAUUCGUCGAUACGUCGGUUACGCUCUAUGUGGCAGACACAUGGAAUCAUCGAGUGAUACGUUGGCCUAAAGGAGCGACACAAGGCACUGUCAUUGUGGGUGGAAAUGGUCAAGGACAAGGAACGAAUCAGCUUCAAUAUCCCCGUGGAGUGUCCUUCGAUCGUUAUGGCAAUCUCUAUGUUGCCGAUGAGUGGAAUCACCGUGUCCAACUUUUUUCAAUCAAAUAG